GCACGAAACAAUAGGGCCACAUUUUGCACUUCCUACUAAUGUGUUCUCACUUUCUCACCUUCAAUUCGAUUGAGGCGUGAAACUCUGCAAUUCCUGCUGCGUAGAAGCCGUGAUUCAGUCGAAGAGCUUAAGAAAUGGCGAGCUUUGAUGACCGGAGCAGUCACAAACGAGCUUUCCUCGAGUUCUUGGACCAGAAUGUAUACAAGAACGAGAUCAAGGCCAUGAUUGACCAGCGGCGCCGCCGUCUCAUCGUCAACAUCUCCGAUCUGCACUCCUUCCAAGACUUCGGUCCCAGGAUAUUGAAGAAUCCAAGUGAGUUUAUGCAACCAUUCUGUGAUGCGGCCACAGAUAUUGCUCGAAGUAUCGACCCGCUGUUCUUGAAGGAAGGAGAGCAAGUUCAUGUCGGUUUCGAGGGCCCUUUUGUCUCUCGCCGUGUCUCUCCCAGAGAGCUUCUCUCUGAGUACAUAGGCACCAUGGUCUGCGUGGAGGGCAUUGUCACCAAAUGUUCUCUUGUUAGGCCAAAGGUUGUGAAAAGUGUGCAUUACUGUCCUACAACUGGAGACUUCACUUCUCGCGAGUACAGAGAUAUAACGUCUAAUGUGGGCUUGCCAACGGGGUCUGUUUAUCCUACAAGGGAUGAACAUGGGAACCUCUUGGUGACUGAGUAUGGCUUGUGCAUGUAUAAAGAUCACCAAACCUUGUCAAUGCAAGAGAUGCCUGAGAAUUCUGCUCCUGGUCAGCUCCCACGAACACUGGAUAUUAUUGUUGAGGAUGACCUUGUUGAUUCAUGCAAGCCUGGCGACCGGGUGGCUAUGGUUGGGAUAUACAAAGCACUUGCUGGGAAGACCAAGGGAAGUGUGAAUGGUGUGUUUAGGACCGUGCUGAUAGCUAAUAAUGUUUCCCUCCUGAACAAAUUGGCAAGUUCUCCAAUUUACACUGCUGAUGACAUCAAGAACAUUAAAAAGAUUGCUGAAAGAGCUGAUGUUUUUGACCUACUGGGUAAUUCGCUUGCACCUUCGAUAUAUGGGCAUUCAUGGAUAAAGAAAGCUGUUGUUUUACUGAUGCUUGGUGGAGUGGAAAAGAACUUGGAAAACGGCACUCACUUAAGAGGUGACAUCAACAUGAUGAUGGUGGGUGAUCCUUCUGUUGCCAAAUCACAACUACUCCGAGCAAUCAUGAAUAUUGCUCCUUUAGCUAUAUCAACCACUGGCCGCGGGUCUUCUGGCGUGGGUUUGACAGCUGCUGUAACUUCUGACCAAGAAACAGGAGAAAGAAGGCUAGAAGCUGGAGCCAUGGUUCUCGCUGACAGAGGUGUUGUUUGCAUUGAUGAAUUUGACAAGAUGAAUGAUCAGGAUCGUGUUUCCAUUCACGAAGUCAUGGAGCAGCAGACUGUUACUAUUGCAAAAGCAGGGAUCCAUGCAUCACUAAAUGCUAGAUGCAGUGUGGUGGCAGCUGCAAAUCCCAUAUAUGGAACUUAUGACCGCUCAAUAACGCCUACCAAGAACAUAGGACUGCCAGACUCUUUGCUUUCUCGGUUCGAUUUGCUUUUCAUAGUACUGGAUCAAAUGGACGCUGAUAUUGACCGCCAAAUCUCGGAUCACGUCUUGAGGAUGCACCGGUAUCGUUCAGCAAUAGACGCAGGCGAGGCAGCAGUUGAUGAUGCGAGUGCAAGAUACGCAAGAGAAGAGGAUGCCGAGACCGACACAUCAGUAUUUGUCAAGUAUAACCGAAUGCUUCAUGGGAAGAAAACAGAUAGAACCCGCAAAAGGGAUACGCUUUCUAUAAAUUUUCUGAAGAAGUAUAUUCACUAUGCUAAGCAUAGGUUCCAGCCUGAGCUGACCGACGAGGCGUCGGAACAAAUUGCAACUGCUUAUGCUGAGCUGAGAAAUUCUGGGACAACCACAAAGACGGGAGGAACACUUCCAAUCACUGCCAGAACGUUAGAAACCAUAAUACGUCUCUCAGCUGCCCAUGCAAAGUUGAAACUAAGUAGACAGGUCACGAAGUCUGACGUUGAAGCUGCUCUGAAAGUUCUGAACUUUGCCAUAUAUCAUAAAGAGCUGACUGACAUGGAAGAGCGUGAACACGAAAGGGAGAGGGAAGCCGAGAGAGAGAACAGAGCUCAGCGUCGCCGUACCAAUCGGAACACAGCAGGAGAUGAUAAUCAAGCCACUACUAAUGCGGACGGAGACGGCCCUGAUGUAGACGCCAUGGAUGUAGAUGAGCCUGCUGAGCAGCCCACUACAGGGAUAUCUACGGAAAGGACCGAAGCAUUCAACUCAGCGUUUCUUCAGUGUAUGCGGUACCAGCAGAGCAUAACCAUAGAUGAUCUGGAGAAGGCCGUUAACACAGGAGCUGCUAUUUACUCGAGACCAGAGAUCAUGACCUUCUUAAAGAAACUGCAAGAUGAUAACAGAGUGAUGAUUGCCGACGACGGAAAAGUUCAUUUGGUUUGAUUUGCACGCCUUCAACUCCUGACGUUGCCUUGCUGGAGAAGUAACUCCAAUGGCUUGUGAAAGUGGUGCCUGAUUGAACGUGAUCGUGUAAUGUAUUUGUAGCAUGCUUGUUCUCCACACUGAUCCCCACAUUUCCUUAGCGAAUUUCGCAGAGUAGGAUGAUCAUCAUUAGCAAUGGUUCUCUUUGUGUCGUUAGUGACGUGGUAGAACUAAUAUAGCAGACUCACUUUCCUAUACUCCAUGUUUGUUCGAUUUGUGAACAAUCCUCUCUACAAAGUGACUAGUGACUGCCUAGCCCUAGUGUCUUGAUCACAAAUUGGUGUUUUAUGAAUGUUCGACGCAGCAGGUUUAGAGCCACUAAAUUGAAAACCGUCUCUCAUAUAGGUGCGCCUAAAUAUUCAUAUUAAGAUCUCUUUGCUUCCAUCAAAUUGAAGUAGCAUGUAAAUUG
Messenger RNA from Linum tenue, 2904 nucleotides. NCBI's taxonomy places the organism in Eukaryota, Viridiplantae, Streptophyta, Magnoliopsida, Malpighiales, Linaceae. The record is from the annotation of a GenBank genome assembly.